AUGGUGGACUAUUGCUGCAAAGAUGGCUUGGCCAAAGACAAGGAGGACUAUCAGGCAGCCGAAGGCACCCUGACGUUUCUCCCUGAUGAGGUCGAGAAGACCAUCGAGAUCAUCAUUGUCAAGGAUGAUGUUCCGGAGGACAACGAAGACUUCUUCGUGGAGCUCGCCAACCCCCGAAGCUCCAGUAAGGAGGGCUUCGCAGAAUUGGGCUCAGUGGCUUCCGCGAGGGUCAUUAUUGUUGACACCGACGUGCCGUCCAUCAUCUACACCGAUGAAGACUGCAUCAUGGUACACGAGGCGAAGGCAUCUCCCGAGGAGGGCGACAGCCCGAGGCAGAUGGCACAAGAGGUGCAUCUCACUGUGAGGCGGAAGGAUGGCUGCGGACCUGUCUCCUGCAAGUACAUCACGGAGGACGGCUGUGCAGUCGAAGGCCACGACUACGAGGGCUUGGAAGGGGAGCUGCACUUCGAGCCGCACGAGAUGACCAAGGAACUGGUGAUCUCCAUCUUGGAGUCCUGUAGCUACAACCACAAGCUGGAUUUCCGCUUGAUCCUCUUCGAGGCCACCGGUGGCGCGCACUUCGACGCCCAAACCGAUGGCGGUGAGGAGAGUUGUGUCGUCACGCUGGUGAUCACACCACAGGAGGUGGCGAAGGACUUGCGGGCCCGGACCAUGAGGGCCCUUGGGGUGAACUGGCAGAAGACACAGAAGGGCCACGAGAACUGGAAGGAUCAGUUCAUCAAUGCGCUCCUGGUGAAUGGUGGCGAUGAUGAGGCUGGCCCUCCCAGUGGCUUUCAGUGGGCUCUACACUUGCUGACUUUGCCCUGGAAGGUCGUCUUCGCAAUGAUUCCACCUGUGGAUUACUGCGGUGGUUGGCUUUGCUUCUACAUCUCCCUGUGCUUCAUUGGUAUGGUCACGGCCCUGAUCAGCGAUCUAGCGGGCUUGGUGGGCUGUGUGCUCGACCUGCCAGACUUCGUCACGGCGAUCACGCUGGUGGCGUUGGGCACCUCUCUGCCGGACACCUUUGCCUCCAAGGCCGCCGCGGAACAGGACCCCUAUGCGGAUGCCUCCAUCGGGAAUGUCACCGGGAGCAACUCUGUGAACGUGUUUCUGGGUUUGGGACUUCCCUGGACCAUCGGCUCCAUCUACUGGGCGGCCAUGGGCCGAACCGAGGAGUGGCAAACGAAAUACAGCGGCCAGGCGCGCUUUGAAAGCUGGAACAGCGAUGGUGGCAAGUUCGUCGUUAUAGGUGGCGAUCUGGGCUACAGCGUGGUGAUCUUCUCAGCUGGCGCCGUGCUCUGUAUGUCCACCCUCUUCCUUCGGCGCAAGGCCUUUGGUGGAGAGUUGGGAGGGCCCCGACGCUGCAAGCAUAUCACUGCGGUGUUUUUGGUGCUGAUCUGGUGCACGUAUGUGGUCUUGUCCUCCAGCAAGUCUUUGCAAUCAGCUGCAGCAGCUGGCUGUUCCGGCAGCGCCUAG
Messenger RNA from Durusdinium trenchii, 1476 nucleotides. The record is from the annotation of a GenBank genome assembly. Lineage: Eukaryota; Dinophyceae; Suessiales; Symbiodiniaceae.